Molecule: messenger RNA, 774 nt
Organism: Austrofundulus limnaeus
Lineage: Eukaryota; Metazoa; Chordata; Actinopteri; Cyprinodontiformes; Rivulidae
Product: nuclear factor 7, ovary
Molecular function (GO): protein binding
Source: RefSeq, a predicted model, not a curated record
CUGUCCUUCAGAGUCUGGGUCAAGAUGAAGGACCAGGUCCACUUCAGUCCCGUCAUUCUGGACCCAAACACUGCAAACAGAUGGCUCUGUCUGUCUGAUGAUCUGACCAGUGUGAGAUAUGGAGACAAAUGGCAGAAGCUUCCUGACAAUCCAGAGAGAAACACUUAUGGUUCCACCAUUUUUGGUUCUGAGGGCUUCAGCUCAGGGAAACACAGCUGGGAGGUGGAGGUGGGAGAUCAUCCUUACUGGAAUGUUGGUUUGGUUAAAGAAUCAGUCGACAGGAAGGGAGAGAUAUUAGUUUCACCAAAAUAUGGAGUCUGGUGUUUGUUUCAUGAUGAUGGAAGAUAUUCAAAUGGUGCUGGUAAAACUCUUAGAGUGAAGAAGAGUCUCCAGAGGUUCAGAGUCCACUCAGGGAAACACAGCUGGGAGGUGGAGGUGGGAGAUCAUCCUCGCUGGACUGUUGGUUUGGUUAAAGAGUCAGUCGACAGGAAGGGAGAGAGAUUUUUUUCACCAAAAUAUGGAAUCUGGUGUUUAUGUCAUGGAGAUGGAAGAUAUACUAAUGGUGCUGGUAAAACUGUCUCAGUGAAGAAGAGUCUCCAGAGGAUCAGAGUCCAGCUGGACUACGACAGGGGGGAGGUGUCCUUCUACAACUCUGAAGACAUGAGUCUCAUCUACACUCACAGAGACACUUUCACUGAGAAACUGUUUCCUUAUUUUUGUAUUGGAAACGCUGGAGAUGCUGCAGAAGUUAAAAUCUGUAAACUUCAUUUCUGA